Molecule: messenger RNA, 1203 nt
Organism: Ascoidea rubescens DSM 1968
Lineage: Eukaryota; Fungi; Ascomycota; Saccharomycetes; Ascoideales; Ascoideaceae
Gene: ELP4
Product: Elongator subunit ELP4
Exons: 1
Coding region: 1-1203 (400 amino acids)
Biological process (GO): tRNA wobble uridine modification
Cellular component (GO): cytoplasm; transcription elongation factor complex; elongator holoenzyme complex
Source: RefSeq, a predicted model, not a curated record
AUGCUUCAACAUCCUCCAAUUAAAAAGCUAUCUUCGAUCCAAAGAAAAACUGUGCCUUCAAGAUCUUUUUCUGGUCUUCCUUCCCAAUCAAUCCCUCAACUGAAUCAACAACUCCAAUCACAUUCUCAGUCACAUUCCCAAUCUUCAACAACCUACCCUUUUGUUAAACCUUCCCUAAUCAAUUCUCUUCCAACUGUUUCCACUGGUUCUUCCUCUAUCGAUAAACUAUUACAGCAUGGAGGCUUACCAAUUGGCUCUUCUCUUUUAAUCGAGGAAAAAAAAAAUUCAGAUUAUAACUCUGUUUUAAUUAAGUUCUUCAUAUCACAAAGUAUUAUCCAAAAUCAAUCCUUUAAAAAUUCAAAUCAUUUAAUAUUAAUUAAUCACGAUACUUCUUAUUUAAACAAUCUACCUAAUUUAUAUAUAUCUUCAGAUGAUAAAAAAAAAAAAAAAAUUUUAAAUUUUAAAAACUUGGAGAAAAAAAAUUUAAUUGGCAACCAAAAUGACAUCUCAAUUAUUCAUAACAAUUCAAAUAAUAAUGACAUGAAAAUUGCCUGGAGAUAUUCAAAAAUUACACCACAAAGUUCCCCAUCACAAAUCGCAAAUUCAAUAGAUAAUAUUUACUGCUCAAAAUUUGAUAUUAGAUCUUCUUUAUCUCCUGAUCCUUCCAACUUUUCCUUUUUAUCAAUUGACCAGCGUGAUACCUCAAUUUUUAUCAAGAAUUUGUUUACUUUAAUAUCAGAUUUAAUAUCUAAAAACACAAAUAUUAUUAUAAAAUUAAUUCUACCAAAUUUACUUAAUCCUUCUUUGUAUCAUCCAAUUUUGUUUCAAUCUUAUAAAAUCUUACCCAUCUUGAUAUCUUUAAAAGAUCUACUAAAAAAAUUUCCUAAGAAUCUAAUUCUAGUUUCCUCAAUCUCGUCUGAUUUACUACCAAGAAAUUCUGGUCUCCUAUCAAUAAUUAAAUCUCAUGUUUUUGAUACAAUAUUUCAAUUGGUGCCUUUCGAUCAAUCUCUAAUAAAAUUGCUACAAAAAAAUUAUCCAAAAUCAAGUUUAAAUUUAGUCCCUCAUGGGUUUUUCAAUAUUUUAAAGGUUUCCUAUUUAUCUGACGUUAAGGCUUUGAAUGUCACAAAUACAAACCAGUUAACUUUUAAAAAUACAAAGCAUGGUUUUCAAAUUGAUACCUUAGAAAACCACCAAGUAAUUUAA